AUGAAGAGUAGUAAUGAGGACAAAGAGAAAGACAUUAGCUCUACUUUCAAGAGGACCGAGGUUAUUGGAAGAGGUAAGUUUGGUAUAGUGUACAAGGGCUACCAUGUGAAAACCAAGCAAGUUUAUGCUAUUAAAGUCUUGAAUUUGGACUCUUCUGAAGAUGAGGUUGAGGACGUGCAAAGAGAAAUACAGUUUCUAGCCUCUUUGAAGCAGAUACCGAAUAUUACUAGAUACUAUGGAUCGUAUCUUCGGGGGACAAGCCUAUGGAUUAUAAUGGAAUACUGUGCAGGUGGGUCUCUGCGAUCGUUACUGAGACCUGGCAAGAUAGAUGAAAAAUAUAUAGGUGUAAUCAUGAGGGAGUUGCUAGUCGCAUUAAAAGUGAUACACAAGGAUAACGUCAUUCAUAGAGAUAUAAAAGCAGCAAAUGUGUUGAUCACAAACGAAGGUCAAGUGAAGCUCUGUGACUUUGGUGUGGCUGCCCAACUGAAUCAAACCAGCCUGAGACGACAAACCAUGGCAGGAACACCGUACUGGAUGGCUCCGGAAGUCAUUAUGGAAGGUGUUUACUACGAUACUAAAGUUGACAUAUGGUCUCUGGGUAUAACAGCUUAUGAGAUAGCCACAGGAAAUCCGCCAUAUUGUGAUGUCGAGGCGCUAAGAGCAAUGCAAUUAAUUAUAAAAUCUAAACCUCCUAGGCUGGAAGAGCGUAAUUAUACACCACAACUAAAAGAAUUCAUAGCAUUAUGUCUUGAUGAAGACCCUCAGGAAAGACUUUCUGCGGAAGAGCUUUUAAAAACCAAAUUUAUCAAAACACACAAAGCAACCCCAACAACGAUAUUGAAAGAGCUAAUAUCCAGAUACUUAUUAUUCAGAGACAAAAACAAGUCAUAUAAAGAUAGUGCCUACUUGGCUGACGAUAUACCGAACGCAAAAGCAGAAUUAACUAACGAAGAAAAAAGGAGGUUAUCGAGUGACAGCAGUGAUGGGAAGGAAGAACUUUCUGAGAUUGAUGUCAAAUGGGACUUCGACUCAUUGAGCUCUAAUGACUACAUCAUAGACAAUAAUAUCCAGAUGGAUGCUAUUCCACAGGAUUCAGGACCAGAUUGGCCCAUCAACCAAGUAGACCAUUUUAAUUUUGCAUAUCCAGAAGAAGAUCAAUACUACAUGUAUCACACAAAUAAUAACAUUCAGAAAACAUAUCAAGGAACAACUAUAGGUAAGGGAAAUGUGGGUACAAUUGUACACAACUCCACGUUAAACGCACCAAUAUCACACACUACAACCCAAUUUGGAAAUAAAGCAACUGGUACAGCUUCAAACAUUACCGGAUCUCAUAGCAACCCUUCAAAUGCAUCUAAGAGGUUGGAAACAAAAGCAUUAAAACAGCUAUUACAACUUUUUGAAGACAACGAAGUUAUCAGUGAAGAAACUGACAUAUCUACAGAGCUUCCAGUUCUGGCAAAAAACUCAUCUUCAUUGCACAUAAAAACAAAUUUUAAUGGAGGAGUCUCAGAAGAUACGAUGGGGUCGGCAAGUAGUGAAGCCCGGAAAUACCCUGGAGUACUUACGGGAAGCUCAUACUAUAGUCAAAGCUCCCCCAUGGUCCCGGUUACAUCACAUAAGUACCAACAGGGUAAUGGACCAAUGAGUAGUACAUUAACUGCUGCUCCAACAUCUAUCGAGAUUGAAAUACCAGAGGAGUUGCCAACAUCUACUUCCACAUUACAAUCUCAGGAAACGUCAAGUGGUCCAACAAAACCACGAUCAUCUACAGUAUCUAAUCCACAACUAUCAUUUAAGCAACAAAAUGGUGUAUCAAGGAGAUUAACUGUUGGUGCAGGGGCCAAUCGUAAUGACAACCAAGUACAAUCAUCCUUGAGCACUUUGAAGCAGAAUAUAACCGAAGACAACCAAAAAGAGAAUCCCAAACAAAGCAGCACUGUCAAUAACCAAUCCAACGGUCAAUUAAGCUCCGCGACCAAAUCACAUCAUCGGACACCAUCCCCAUCAAGGUUAUUUGCUAAUGGAAGCUCGCCAAAUAAGCCAUUGAAUAUCUCCCCUACUAUGUCAACUGCUUCACAUCUUGGCGGAAGUUCUGCACCACCGAUGAUGAAACCAAUGUCAAAUACCGUUGAUAGAAAAGACGAUACACCAUCAUUUAGUAGUCCGAUGGGUAUUGUAGGGAAGCCAAGCAUGAAUAACAGCCCAAGUGAUGGAAAAUCUGGUGUAGUGUUAGAUAAAAAUGGUGCUGCAAUUCCAUUCACACCACUAGGUAACAGCUCUAGCAGAGUCAACGGAGAAUUCAGAAGAAUGAAUCCAAACUUAAAGCUACAAAUGCCUCUGCCAACAAAUGCUGGUGCAAGGAAUAAGUUGUUGGAGAAUUCGGUUACAACUAGUACUCCAUCAAAUCUCGGUGUGAACACAGCUGCCGCAGCUACUGCACCUGCAUCAACAAACGACUCAAUCAACCAAUUUGGUUUCAACACUAGCGUUACUUCUGCUUUACCUGUAUCAAUGACACCAAUCAAUGAGAAGAGCAUGGAUUUCAAUGCCAAAAUUAAGAGGUCUCACAGUACAUCCAAGAGGAAAAAUUCCUUGACAUUGGACCAAGGUGUGAGUAGUGCAAAUUUAUCAGCUUCGUCUAUAAACAUAGGUGGUGGUGGCAGUUCGAACAGCUCACUACAGGUAAACCAAGAGAACCAACCACAACUAACGCCUAAUAGUGUGUUGAGCGAUGGUGCUAGUAUGAACUCCGGGAACACUGGGACCACGAUAACUGCGUCCAUGAAUAGUAAUUCUACGGCGGUAAACUUAAACAGCUCGAAUGUAUCUGCAUCUGCAUUAUCGGUAAAAACCGUUACGACACAACCGAAUUCAAAUACUGUGACAGCUGCUGGUACUCCUGUGACCGGUGGGAAUCCAAUAGCGAUAACCGCUCCUAACGUAUCAGCACCAACUGCAACAGCAGCUACGGCAAACAAUGGGUCGAACGAGAGUGUCCUGGCAGAUUUACCUGUUAUGCAAGCACCACCCAAGCAGCUACAAAUGGACAUCUUCUUAGACAGAAAUGUGUAUUCCACUACCAACAAGAUGAUGGAUAAGAAACCACAGGUGUUGUAUGAGCUUGAGAAAAUGCUGAAGAUGUACGAACAGGGAUUCCCAGCCCUAGAGCACGCUUUGAAGUCCCAGCUGGAGAAGAUUACUGCGGAAGAUAAAUAA
This is a messenger RNA of Nakaseomyces glabratus, 3219 nucleotides long. RefSeq names its product putative serine/threonine protein kinase KIC1 (gene KIC1). The record is from RefSeq and is a predicted model, not a curated record. Gene Ontology annotation, cellular component: cytoplasm. Lineage: Eukaryota; Fungi; Ascomycota; Saccharomycetes; Saccharomycetales; Saccharomycetaceae. Gene Ontology annotation, molecular function: ATP binding; protein serine/threonine kinase activity. Gene Ontology annotation, biological process: protein phosphorylation.